AGCUUACCUAUUGGGCAUGCCCACCUGGCCACCGACGUUUAACACCUUUUGUUGCCUGAAAAGCUUUCGCUUGGCAUGGAAUGCACACCUUUGAUUGGUCUGAUCUAGGCUAUAUGGCUGAAUAUAAACCCAAAGGUUACACACUGAUUCAGUCCACUUUUUGACGAGGUUCAAACUUGUGACACUGCUUCUGCCGUUGUUUGUUGGAUCCACCACGUCAUGGAACAGACAUACAGACCACCAGUUCUGAAAAAGGAAUCCACCUGGACACCACAGAGGAAAUACAAACGCUAUUCAAAGAAGUAUAGCACCUAUCUUGGUUUAAUUGCGCAUGUCAUUCAAAACUCUCCGAACAAGAUGCUGACAUUUGGACAGCUGAUGGAGAGUUUGACCGCAUUUGUCUCCGGUGAAAGAAAGGGUCUGGAAAAUAACGUCCGUGUUUGUUUGUCAUCCAACGACUGCUUUGUGAAGGUUCCGGUGAACCCCGAGUACCCAAAUGCAAGACGGAACUACUGGAAAGUCGACGAAAGUCGGAUCACGCCAAAGAUGCUUCGCCGCCAUUUCAGCGGUACGCGGGAUAUUUGGACAGGAUUGUCUUCCAGAAUUCGAGCCGAGUCAGAUGCCGUGGAGACCAGAGUCAAGUCGACAGAAACGCCACCUGUGUUGGAGGACAAACGCUCUGCAAAGUUCAACAGCUCGUUUUCUAUUGAAUCGCUUCUUAGGAAAGACCCUGAAAUUCGCUCUACGAGCACUCUAGACACUGAUGCAACCGAAGAUGUCAACUUUUUACGCAAGGGAUGUGUCUAUUCUCCGAAAGAGAAGUUUGGAUGGGGUAUCAAACCCACGGCUUCAUUUGGAGACUUUCCAGAGAAUGACAUUCACAGCUACCCACAGUGUGGUUGUCUGACGUACCACGACCCAUAUGACACGAAACGUGAUGUAUACACGCCGGACGCCGACAAACUCUGCAAAAGGGCGCGCCUGUCUCCUCCUAUCGUUGUGUAUCCCACGGCAGGUAUAUCUCCCUAUUUUAAUCACGAGCACAUGUUUGCCCUGAAGAGAUGGUCUCUCAGUGCGAAUACAUUUGAUUCCAGGAAUUUUUGAUUGAGCUUUGUUUCAAUGUAUAACAAUGCACUCCGUAGCAAAUUAAUUUCUAGGUCCAAUGCUACGACAUCCAGUUCAAAUGCGUGACCAUAACUUUAUUAUACUCGAAUUUAGCUUGAAUGAAUGCCUUACAAGUUUUUUUUGUGUGUGUGAUUUUGUCGCAACGAAAUGUACCCCUUCUAUCGUCGUACUGCCGUUUGUCUUGGUCAUUGAUUUUUAGUUAUUCAUAUUUCAAAAUGUUGGAGAUCAAAUGCUGGGUCCCACAAUACAGAACAAGAACAUUUAGGAAAAUUACUCGUUGCAUGGUGCUGAUCAAGUAAAAUAGUAAGAACAGUUAGAUGUACACGAUGAACACUCCAUACAUAUCUCGGAGCCCUGUGUUUUUGCACGGCAAAUUAAUCUAAAUGAUGCAAGACCUUGUGUGGUACCAAGAGGGGACUGGGUAAGAUGACUCUUUUUAACAGGCCAUUUCAAAUUGUAUUUGUGUCUGCAUGCUCUUGACACUCAUUACUGUUCUUCAGUGAAUGAAUGA
Clupea harengus (Atlantic herring) is the source of this 1636-nucleotide messenger RNA. RefSeq names its product forkhead box protein H1. The record is from RefSeq and is a predicted model, not a curated record. Gene Ontology annotation, biological process: regulation of DNA-templated transcription. Gene Ontology annotation, molecular function: sequence-specific DNA binding; DNA-binding transcription factor activity. NCBI's taxonomy places the organism in Eukaryota, Metazoa, Chordata, Actinopteri, Clupeiformes, Clupeidae.